AUGAAAACCACCGGAGCGCCGCCGCAUAGAGGUGGCUCCCCCUCCUCUGCCGCUUACUUUUACCGGUCUUCAUCAUCUUCCUCAGCUAGCUGUAGAGUUCUCGUUGUGAAGAUGGGAGGAAAAAGCAAGAGUCCUCAAUCUCCCUCUUCUAAGGAUUCAGAGCCAGAACCACCAAGAAUCAAAUCGAAUGUGAAGCAUAACUUGCAGCUUCUCAAGCUAUGGAAGGCAUGUAGUAGUGAGUUUCAGAACAGAGGAUCUGGCUCGGCAAAGCCAGCAACUAGUUACAGGAAGAAGAAAGUAGAAAAAGACGAGUUACCGGAUGAUACCGAGCUCUACCGUGAUCCUACAAAUACACUUUACUACACGAACCAGGGUCUGUUGGACGAUGCAGUUCCGGUUUUGCUUGUUGAUGGUUAUAAUGUGUGUGGGUAUUGGAUGAAGUUAAAGAAACAUUUCAUGAACGGUAGGCUUGACGUUGCUCGCCAAAAGUUAGUUGAUGAACUUGUGUCCUUCAGUAUGGUUAAAGAGGUUAAGGUAGUGGUUGUGUUUGAUGCUCUCAUGUCUGGUCUCCCUACUCACAAGGAAGACUUUGCUGGUGUUGAUGUGAUUUUCUCCGGAGAAACUUGUGCUGACUCUUGGAUUGAAAAGGAGGGAGCUUAUGUUUGGAGUAGCAAGGCAUUGGUUUCUGAGAUCAAAUCAAUGCAUAAGGAGGUUGAGAAAAUGAUGCAGGAAACAAGGUCAACAUCUUUCCAAGGGAGAUUGCUGAAACACAAUCUUGAUUCUGGAGUCGUUGAUGCGUUAAAAGAUCUAAGAGACAAAUUAUCGGAAAACGAAUCAAAGAGAUGA
Thlaspi arvense is the source of this 846-nucleotide messenger RNA. Lineage: Eukaryota; Viridiplantae; Streptophyta; Magnoliopsida; Brassicales; Brassicaceae. The record is from the annotation of a GenBank genome assembly.